GCACAAAUGUGUCAGGCGUUUUGUGUGGACGGUGGCUGAGCUGCGUGACGGAGGUGUUACUCAGUAUAUACGGUUUAAACUCGCCGUCGGUUAAAUAAUAUCAGCUUCAUUGCUUUCAACAUUGGAUACAGAUGGCGUCUUAAAGUGCCCGAGACAGAUGCAUGUUGAGACUUCAGUGCUAAAUGGUUGAGCUCCUACUCAUGCCCACAUGGAACAUUCGACUCUUGCUGAACAUAUGAAGACCCUGCUGGAUCAUCAUUAUAGUCAACAGCUCUAUUGAUGUGUGACCAAAGUGUGGAGAUGCCCAGCAGUGACGGAGGCAUCGGUGGGGAGGAUGCGGCAUUGGCUUCGGUCUCGGGAGGAGGGAAGGCUGGGGCAAUGGUGGAGCAUCUGAGGACAGAGGAGAGUGGGGAAGUGGGACAGGAAGAUGAAGAAAUGACCAGCGGGUCAAAUGACCUCUCCUCAUCAUCCAAUCACAGCCCUGGCAGUGCAAGUGGCUCCACCUCGACUAAGAGCAGUGUGAAUGCGAAUGGGGGCAAAGGGCAAGAACACAAAGAGGUGAUGAACACUGUCGCUGAAAUGAAGAAGAGGCUUCCAUCAGACAAACGCGCCCGAAGCAAAGCCAGCACGGUAGAGGCGUUGCAUUACGCCCUCAACUGUGUCAAGCAAGUGCAAGCCAAUAGCGAGUACUACAAGCUGCUGAUGCGAAAUGGCCAAGACGAGCGGCGAGAUGCCACGGUGUGCACCCUCAGCGAGCUGGAAGGGGUCACAUCCGAACAUGCUCUCAAAAACACGGACUCCUUUGCGGUGGUCUUCUCCCUCUCCACCGGUCGUGUGCUGUACGCCUCAGAGCCAGCGCCCAGCAUCCUGUGCUGCAAGAGGAAGUUCCUGGAGUCGGCCAAGUUUGUCGAGCUGCUGUUCCAUCAAGACGUGAAUGUCUUUUACUCGCACACGGCCCAGCCCCACCUGCCACCCUGGAGCAACUCUCAUAAAGCUGGAGUCCUCUUUGACUGUGCCCAGGUGAAGUCCUUCUUCUGCAGAAUAAGGGGUGGAAAGGACAGGGAAGGCGAGAUGCGAUACAACCCGUUUCGAAUCACGCCGUACCUGCUGAAGGUUCAGGGAAGAGGAAGUACGGGUGAGGAGGAAGAGCCAUGCUGUUUGGCACUUGCCGAACGCAUCAUUUCCGGAUAUGAAGCUCCCCGUAUCCCGAUGGACAAGCGCAUCUUCACCACGACUCACUCGCCUGGCUGUGUGUUCCUGGAGGUGGACGACAGAGCUGUGCCGUUGCUGGGAUACCUUCCUCAGGAUCUCAUCGGCACAUCGCUGCUCACUUCCAUCCAUCCGGAUGACCGACCGCUCAUGCUGUCCAUGCACCGUAAAGUGUUGAAGUAUGCUGGCCAGGCUCCGUUCGAACACUCUCCUGUGCGUUUGCGUUGUCAAAAUGGAGACUACAUCACCCUGGACACCAGCUGGUCGAGCUUCAUCAACCCAUGGAGUCGCAAAGUGGCAUUCAUUAUCGGGCGCCAUAAAGUCCGGACGAGUCCUUUGAAUGAAGACGUGUUUGCUGCCCACACCAAGGCGGAUUUCAAUGUCACCUUUGAAGUAAUCAGAGAUUUGCAAGCAAAGAUCUACAAGCUCUUCCUGCAGCCUGUGCACAACAAUGGUUCCAGUGGUUACGGGAGUUUGGGAAGCAAUGGCUCCCACGAGCACUACAUCAGUGUGGCUUCUUCCAGUGACAGCAAUGGGAACCUGUGGGAGGAUUCACACCGUGAACCACAAAUGUCAGCUAAUGGGAACAGAGUCCGGAGUUGGAGCCACUUUGACCCCCGUCACAGGUUGGCACUUCUUGGAAAACCUUCGACAGCUGUUCUCCCGCCGGUUGUCUCAAACUCUGACCGCCAAGAUCAUGAAGACAACCGCAAACAAACACACAUUCCCUCCUACCAGCAGAUCAACUGUGUGGACAACAUCAUCAAAUACUUGGAGAGUUGCGCAGGUCCAGCUCUGAAACGAAAGAGUGAGUCUCAGUCCCUGGCGACGUCUUCCUCCUCAUCCACUACCUCAGAAGAUGACAAACCUGCUGGAGCAGCUGACGUGGCUCAGACCACUUCAGAUGGUGAUCACAGACACUUCCUCUGAACAGGUGGUGAGCCAGCCCCAGGUUUUCUCACUCUCUUGUCACGUGCAGUGGUGGUGUUGGAGAGCGAGGCGUCGGUCACCCCGAGUGCCGCAGCUGUAGUUGGGGCGCCCCUGACAGACAUCACCUUAUCCAACAAGGCCAUGAGCGUUGUGUCCGUGACUAGUCAGUGUUCGUACAGCAGCACCAUCGUUCACGUGCCUCAGCCGGAAUCAGAGGCCACUGCCCUGGAGGACGCCCCGAUGGGCAGUGAACCUGUAGACUCUGCUCCCCCUCUGGUCCGGCCCACCCCGAGUCCUGCCACUGAAGAGCGGAGGUUUGUCGGUCUCACCAAGGAGGUUCUGUCGGCUCACACGCAGAAAGAAGAGCAGGACUACGUGGAUCGAUUCCGCCAUCGGAUCCUGCAGAGCCCCUACAGUUCCUAUCUGCAGCUGGACAACAGCUCCAUGGCUCAUUCUCAUCACCCAGGAGACUACUGCUCACGGAGGGUUCGGUCCAGGCCUAGGCCACGCCCCAGGCCCUCAAGACUCCAGGGCUCAUCAGACAGCUAUGCCUCUCCGUCAGGUCUCCCUCACGGUGUCCCCAAUUCCUCGUGGCCCUCCUCUGAGUCCUCCCAGCCCCAGAUGCACUACAAUCAGGUACCACCCCUGCAGGCCCCCUUCUUCCCCAUGAUGGCAAGUCAGCUUGGACUGGAGCAAUCGCAGAGGUCACAGCAAGUGCCUGGUGCACCGCCGCCCGUGACCAUGCAGCCUCCGGACCAAACCCAGCUGACCUACAACUUCACCGUCAUGCAGCCCAACCAGAACAUGCAGCAAAUCCAGAUGGAACCCAUCCAGAAUGUUAUGAAUUUUCAGAACUUUCAACCCAUCACGCCGGCCCAAAACCUCAACCCUUACAUGACACCAGUCAUGGCUGUCAUCCUGCCCAACUAUCCCAGCUUCCCUCCGGGGUAUCCUUCUCUGUACCCCACUGCUGCGCCUCCCAUGAUGCCCCAACCACCCAUCUCUGUAGGCAGCUUCACGAACGGCAUUGCCCCAAUGCCUCAAGUCCAGUUUCAAGGCCUGCAGGUCCCCCACACUCAGGCCUCCCCGGGGUCACUGCUGGUUUCACCUCGACCCAGCUCAUCGGUGGGGGCGGAGGAGGAGGAGGCAGCUGGUCCUCGCGCUUUGUUUUCUAGCUCGCGCUCCAGUUCUCCGCUCCAACUCAACCUGCUCCAGGAAGAGCUGCCCAAACCCAGUGAAGGACAGAGCAGCACCGGGCACAACCAUGCAGAAAGCCUGCACGAACAACAUGCCAACGAGCGUGAUGCACCGAGCGACUCUGGCAACCAUGACAACCAGUCCACGUCCAGUGAGCUGCUGGACAUGCUGCUGCAGGAGGACGCCCGCUCUGGGACUGGCUCCAAUGCUUCUGGCUCUGGGUCAGGCGAGUCUGGAGGAUCUCUUGGCUCAGGAUCAGGAUCUGGCUCCAAUGGAACAUCUACCUCGCACACUGGGAGCAGCAACAGCAGCAAGUACUUCGCCAGCAAUGACUCUUCAGACACGUCACGCAAGGCUCGUAAAGAAGCCCCGGCAGAGCACCAGCACAGCUUCGACAACCAAGUGGAGAACUCGUUGUGGAACAUGAUCCAGCACACCUCCGAGCAUGUCAUGAUGACGUACCAGAUCCACACCAGGGACCAGGCCGAGGUGCUGGCAGACGACCGGGAGAAGCUUCGGGUGCUUCAGCCCCUGCAGCCUUGGUUCACACCGGAGCAGAAAGAGGAGCUUGCUGACGUCCAUCCCUGGAUCAAGAAGCAUACCAUCCCUGAAGAGAUAAACACCCAGGGUUGUGUGAGCUGCCUCACUGGUGUCGGCAUGGCCCAGGCCAGCCCGGACCCGGACAGCUCUUCCCUUCAGGACCCACUGCUGCAGGACUCACUGGGACCUUUGGUGGACACAUGAGGGACUGUCCGUCGGCAGCUCAGUUCGCAGUGUUCAAGCCCUUCAGAAACCCUCAUGACCCCGAAACACGUGUCUGUUUGGACGAAUGCUGAGGCGUGGACCUGCAGGCUUCGGCUCAGUGUGGAGACCAAUCAGAGGGGAACAGGGGGACUAUGAAGAACGUCACAGCCUUUUAAAUCAACCAGCAUUUUCCGAGAAUCACCUGGACUUUAUCACCACGACCACUCGCCUCAACAUUUGCGAGGGUCUGCCGAUCACUGCCCCGGACCUUGAGCAGCACGUGCAAACACCUGGUGUGUGGAGCGGGUGGAUGGACAGAGCUGGUCCCAGGCGCGGGUCAGAACACACAUCUGACUGCUCACUGCUGGAGGCCCCACCAGCAAGGUUGUGUACCACAUUAACACCUUCAGUGAUGAGGGCAACUGUUGCUAAUGUUUAGUGAUGCUCUUGUAAAUUUAUCCUGACUUGAGUGUAACCUGAUUCCAUAGUCUAUCUCCUGUUAUUGUGCGGUGACUCACUACGGCGGAUGGCUCACGCCCAAUGUUGCCACCUGAACAUCCCGUCCUGAGCUUUCUCCACACCGUGUCCAGCCCAGUACCUCUGACUGCCGCGCUCACGCCGGCGGAUGCGAAUCUGUGUUUGUUGUGCAAAUGAGACAAACUGCUUUAUGGUUCUGUGAAUGUUGCUCUCUUCUUCUGCAUUUGUUCAUGUAUCCAUGGAACGCUGCUUCUUUCAACAGUUGCUCAGCAGAGCAGAGAGUUUUCUACCAUUUUUAGAUGAACGUAUGAGACUGUCAUGUGUUUUAUAGAUAAUGUACACUAAUCAGGUGUAUGAAAGCCAUUUGUCAUGAAUUCAGGGAUUGUUUGUCACAGAGGAAUGAAUAAAUCAGUAUGAACUAUUA
This is a messenger RNA of Synchiropus splendidus (mandarinfish), 4981 nucleotides long. RefSeq names its product period circadian clock 3 (gene per3). Gene Ontology annotation, molecular function: transcription corepressor binding; transcription cis-regulatory region binding. Gene Ontology annotation, cellular component: nucleus; cytoplasm. The record is from RefSeq and is a predicted model, not a curated record. Gene Ontology annotation, biological process: entrainment of circadian clock by photoperiod; circadian regulation of gene expression; negative regulation of transcription by RNA polymerase II. The transcript is spliced from 21 exons. NCBI's taxonomy places the organism in Eukaryota, Metazoa, Chordata, Actinopteri, Syngnathiformes, Callionymidae.